Molecule: messenger RNA, 3528 nt
Organism: Boleophthalmus pectinirostris (great blue-spotted mudskipper)
Lineage: Eukaryota; Metazoa; Chordata; Actinopteri; Gobiiformes; Gobiidae
Gene: ikzf4
Product: IKAROS family zinc finger 4
Biological process (GO): regulation of transcription by RNA polymerase II
Molecular function (GO): DNA-binding transcription factor activity; RNA polymerase II cis-regulatory region sequence-specific DNA binding
Source: RefSeq, a predicted model, not a curated record
AUGACAUGCAUCGAUGCAUUCGGCGAUCCGUGCAUCAGGAGCUCUGUUGUACAAUCAUUAGGUCUGUAUGCAUCCCAGCAUGGGCCCGGAAGUUGUUUUGAAGGGAUUCCCAGGUACAAAAAAUCCCGGAGAUGCUGUCGUCGCCUGGGAAAACAAACAGCUAUCCAGACAAUUAGAGAGAAAAACAGCAAUCGGCCGCCAGAAGUCUGGUGAGAGAAUGAAUGCUGAUGACUGCAAUGGACGAACAUAUGCAGGAAAUGGAGGAGAGUCAACAGAGCAGGACUUUUAUGGCAGGCAGCAGGGCCCUUCAAAAUCUCCCAACAGUCAGAGGUCAUCCCCUCAACAUUCACUUACAAACUCAAUUAAAGUUGAGCUGUGCAGUGAUGAUGAGUCACCAUGUGCUCCUCAGCCCGUGAAUACAGAGGCUGUGAAGGACGAUACGCUGAAUGACAGAGGGGAUCCCUUGGAUGAGGGAGGUGCAGAGUACCCUUUGUCUAUUCGAGACAAAGUCAGUGUGUAUAGCGAAAUGGCCAGUACCAAUGCCACUUCUCCUGGACCUAUCCGCUUACCCAAUGGUAAACUCCAGUGUGAGGUGUGUGGCAUGAUCUGCAUUGGACCUAAUGUGCUCAUGGUGCACAAGCGCAGCCACACAGGUGAAAGACCAUUCCAGUGUACCCAGUGUGGGGCCUCAUUCACUCAAAAGGGUAACCUGCUACGGCACAUUAAAUUACAUUCAGGAGAAAAGCCUUUCAAAUGUCCAAUUUGCAACUAUGCUUGCCGCCGGAGAGAUGCCCUGGCAGGGCAUUUACGGACUCACGCAGUGUCUUCUCCGACUGUGGGAAAACCUUUUAAGUGCAGCUAUUGUAGUCGCAGCUACAAACAACAGAGCACACUGGAGGAACAUCUGGAGCGCUGCCACAAUUAUUUGAAGAGUUUGGACAAUCAGGCAGCAGGGGGUACACUCACAACACAUGAAGACAAAUCAGUAAAAGUGGAAACCAUAACCAAGACAAUGCUUCAACCGUCCAAUGAUAAAAUUCAGUUUGCAGAAAGACUGUCAAUUAGUAUGACUAAGCGCAAAAGAUCAACACCACAAAAAUUUUUGGGUGAAAAGCACAUGCAUCUGGACCUACCUGAUGCACCUUAUGAACUGUCCUCAGGCUCUGAGAAGGAGGGAGAACUCUUGAGCACUCACUCUGGGCAGGACUCUGUAGGGAUGAGUGGAUCCCUUCUGCAAAGCACGAGAAGCAAAGAAGAAAACCAUGAGCCCUCUACACAAUCCCAACCCUAUCCCAGCUAUCUGUCAGUUAUUGGCCCCCUAAAUAACAACUUAAUUCCUCAGGGCCCACGAGCCCAUGCAGGAAGUGGACUACUUUCUUUAACAGGUAGAGAUCCAGGUGAAAGCCAGGACGACCAACCCUCAGCUCAUAGCCUUACCACCUCGCCCAACGGCUGUCCUGACUCCACAGACACAGAGAGUACAGCAGAGGAGCAGAGCACAAGGGCUACAGGACCCACAAGUACCUCUAACAACCACCACCUCCACUACCACAAUGUCCCCCUGCCCCGCAGCCACCCCACUUCCAGCCCCAGCCAGGCCAAAGAUGUGGACACGAUGUGGGUGAAAGCUAACCCCGCCCCCCCUGUGUCAGUAAAGAGGAGCGCUCUCUCACCUCUCUCCUCCAGGGAGACCAUGCAGGUGUUAGACAGAGAGGGUCGGCCAGUGCGUUCCUUCCACUGCCGCCACUGCCGCAUCCUCUUUCUGGACCACGUCAUGUUCACCAUUCACAUGGGGUGUCACGGUUUCCGCCAGCCUUUUGAGUGUAACAUCUGUGGCCACCGCAGCCAUGACCGCUAUGAGUUCUCCUCACACAUCAGCCGAGGAGAGCACCAGGUGGGCUGAGGGCUGAACACAGUACUGUUGUUGGCUCAUGUUUGCUCUGCACCAGAAUAGUGGCUUUAAAUAUGUAUUGUUAGCAAACUUUUAUGGUAACCGAACCUAAAUAUUGGAUCUUUUUAUUGCACCUUUUAAAAAGAAUGUGGAAUCAAAUUUAGGAUUGCACUCCCAUAUCAAAUCAUCUAGUAAAACUCAUUUGCUUCAAAAGUGCCUUUUUAGGGGAUUUCCUCUAGAUGUAUUAGACUGAGGGAGGCGCGGUGCUUUGAUGUCUUGCCGAGCCAUGGUUUCUGAGUAGUGAAUAAAUCUUGAGCACAAGUGGCAUGUACAGUAAAUUCUAAGAACUAAAGGGUACAUUUUCAAUUGCCCUUACUACUGUAUAGCAGAAAAGUUGUUGAGAGUCAGGUAAGCUUUAUAUGCACUGAGAGCUUUGUGCCUCUGGGUCUUGUAGGAGACUUUGUCAUUGACAAAGCACAGAAUUGGGUUGCCUUAACUUCUACAACAGUGGACUGUUGUAUAUUGUUUACAGUGGGGUUCAGCAGAGAGAAUUGACCUCUAAUCUGAGGAUUUUGCAGUUGCACAUGUAUGAGACAGGAAAUGGUGGAAAAGUGGUCUCAAAGUUGUCUUAAAAAUUCAAAUGAGGGUUCAGGGCUUACACUUGAGUGUGUUUUGAAUGAUAAAAUGGGCCUUAGAGAACUGGUGCAGAUCAGACCUGAGUCGGAGAGUGUACAGAGCUCGGCUGAGACAGCCUGGGUGCUAUAUUGCCCUGCACUUUUAGGUUCCCUGCUGAUAAAUCAAUUUUUGCUAAAGCACUUGAUGGCAUUUUACUUAGUUGUACUGCAGGUCAAAUGCAGCAUGUGGAUAAUAACCGAUGAAACAAAUUGCAACACCAGUGCAUUUUGACAAAGUUUCUUCUGUUGCACUGGUUUUUAAUUAAUGGCACAAGGGUGGAUUAUAAAUUAUCCUCAAAAACAAUUAAAAAAGAACUUAAAUUUACUGGGUUUCUCUUUGUGGUUAUAUAGUGUUUUGUUUCAGCCUUGGUGUUUUUGCAUCAGCUAUAUUCCAAAUCUUUUCCAGCAUAUUCCUCAUAUCCAUAAAAUGUUACCUCCUGCUUCUUUAAAGCACCUGAAUACCUUAUUGCUACCGUAUGGUGAGUUAUCCGGUGAUGUUUCUAUUGGGAAAAUGAAUGAGACCAAACUCAGUAUUCUUGUGUUCUUGUGGGUUUGCUGCUUCAUAGUUUUUCUUGGUUUAUUUUACUUGCAGGCAAAAUGUACUUGAAACUGUUAUGAGAAAAUAAGAAAUGCACUUGGUUUGAUAAGUAGAGACUGGGUGAAUGAGUGUAGCAUGUGUGCCUGUCAUAUAAUGCUUUUACUUGAUCUGUGAAUUAUUUUUAAAAUGUGAAGUUAUUUCGGACAGUGGAAAAUGAGGCAUGGAUUUUUGUCUUCUUGUGUGGACUUUUAGUGUUAUUCAAUAUUUUGUGAAUGAUGUAACAUGACAAAACACUUUACCUCAAAGUAAGAUGUACUGCCUCAUACUUUCAAAGUCAUGUUGCUUUUCAAGAUGUAAUUGCAGUUACAAAUGUGCCCCUCAAUAUUCUGGAAACUUUUUACUGUCAAUAAAGUAAUGUUUGCUAA